GUGAAAAAAGUAACCUUGGAGCGCGACUUUUUUUUUUGCAUUUUUGCAUGUUUGCAUGUUUGGCACAAGAAACACUGCACAAUUUAGUUCGUUAUGGAUCAUUUGCAUGAAUGGAGCUUCAGCUCCAAGAAAAUGGACCUGGAGGAGGAGGAUUUCUGCUUCGACUACGGAGCGGAGGAAAUAACAGAUGAUCAAGACCCCGCUGAACUUGUGGCUGCUUUGAAACAAAAGGAGGAAGAGGUUAUUUUGGCAGCGCAGCUGGGAAACGCGUUGCUCCUGGAAAACCGUCAUCUGAAGCAGCAGAGCGACAAACUUCAUGAGCAGUACGCCGACAAACUGGAGGAGCUGGAGCAGGGACGGCAUGAGCUGCGACUGAAGCUGGAAGGCUCCCAGUCCCAGUGGGAGAGCCAGGUGGGGGAUCUGGAGAGGGAUGCGAGGGAGCUGGGUGCCAAGGUGGAGCGGCUCAGCCAGGCCCUCAGCCAGGCCGAAAGGGACAAGAGUCGAGCCCAGCUGGAGCACAGCGAGCAAACGCUGCAGCUCAAAGAGGAGCUUAAUACUGCAAUGGAGGUGCAGAAAGCCAUGUCCAGCGAGCUGCAGGCUCUGAAGCAGGAGCUCCAACAGAAAGGAAACCAAAACAGACCGCAGGACGAGGAGCUGAUCAGUGCCAUGAGGGAGCAGGUGUUGCGCCUUACAAAGAAAGAGCAGGAGCUGGAACAGCGCUUGGAGAGUGUGUGUCAAGAAAAUGCAGAGCUGAGGACGAAUUUGGCCUCUUUACAUGUACGUCUAGCUCUCCAUGAGCAACUCAGCCAGCAGCACACCCAGCAGCUAGCUGAGGCGUGGCAGGAGGUGGAGGUGGCACGGAGCCGUUCGCAGCAGCUGCAGGCUCGGGUGGAGGAGCUAGAGGAGGAGGUGUCUCUGCAGGAAUCCAGGAGCCACAGAGAUGUCUCCCUGCUAUCAGAACUGGAGACGGCGGACUUGGGUGUCAGCAAAGAAGAGAUAACACAUGAAAUGGGCUCCAUCCUCAAGUUACUCCUCCCGCUGACUGAGGAUCGGGAAAGGUCAGGGAGGCCAGAGGUCGUGGAUCAACAGGAGGACGUGCUGGCCAUGCUUCACCUGCUGAAGGGAGUGGCUGAAACUCUGGCUCAGGCAUCCAGCCCCCAGGAGCUGAAUCCAGGUUUUGUUAAUCGGAAUCUGAGCACAGCACAGGAGCUGAGAGAUCAGAACAUCCAGCUGCAGCAGGAGAAUGCUGAGCUGCUAAAGAGGCUGCAGAGUACACAGGAUCAAAGGGACACGGUACAACAAGCCAUUAAAGACCGGGAUGAAGCCAUAGCCAAGAAAAACAUGAUGGAGGCGGAGUUGGUGAGAAGCAAAAACGACAUGAUGUCUCUGAACAACCAGUUGUUAGAAGCCAUUCAACGUAAACUGGAGCUGUCACAGGAGCUUGAGGCCUGGCAGGACGACAUCCAGAUAGUCAUCAACCAGCAGCUCAAGUCGCAGCAGCAGUUGGAGCAGCCUCACAAGAAGCCCACUUCCAAUGGCAUGUCAUUCUUCCGUAGACCCAGCAAAGUAGCCUCCACCUGGACACGCCAGCCCUCUUCCUCCUCUUGGAGUUCAGACACUAAUGAGGACAAAACACAAUCCCCUUGGCGGGACUGGCUGAGGCGAGGCACGCAGUACGGCAAAUAAUGGUCAAUGAGUACUACAGAUGCCCACUGACUUAUGGAUAGAAGAUGCACAAGAUGGAAAAAAGUCAGGAAACUUCACAAGUGGACCUUCCUGUAAAUCAUGUAUGGCACUUUUGAAUGAGGAAGAACGGAGUCAUUAUGAACAAAAACUUGUCUGAGAAAUCAAAUGAAACACAUUUCACUGAGAGGCUGAGCCUUCGUAAACUGUAAACUGUGACAGCCUGGGAUUGUGGCUUUUUCACAUCACUGUCUAAACACUGUAAAUAUUGUGCCUUAUUUUGUAAUAUUUCCAAUAAUUCUUUGAGACUUUAUAGUAAAUACAUGGCAGAUCUAGAUCAGUGUAUAAUAUUUGCUUAGUUUAUUUAAAUAAACAGGUCAAAGAUAAGUACUGAAUGUCAGGAAGUUUAUGAUCAAACAUUUAAUUUUUAUUUACACUGAACUUUGUUGAGCUGGAUAUAAGACGCAAAAAUGUAUUCUUGAUGCCUUUAUGUACAGUACACCGAGUUACUUUAAAAAAAAUAUAUUUCGUUCUUGUUUGUUUUUUUUAGUUUAAAAUUGAAAAUAUUCUCAGUAUGUGUCUGUGUGUAGCGGACGUGUAUAUUUACAGUGACUCAGUGUUUUUUAAGCUGCUCAGAACUCAAACGGUGUUUCCUAACCUGACUGAAUACAUCUGGAAUGAAACGUUUCAUAGAACAUUAAACAUUACUUUUUAAAAUUC
Messenger RNA from Cololabis saira (Pacific saury), 2403 nucleotides. Its product is annotated as BICD family-like cargo adapter 1. Gene Ontology annotation, biological process: Golgi to secretory granule transport; vesicle transport along microtubule. The transcript has 10 exons. The record is from RefSeq and is a predicted model, not a curated record. Lineage: Eukaryota; Metazoa; Chordata; Actinopteri; Beloniformes; Belonidae. Bases 94 to 1686 code for a protein of 530 amino acids.